AUGGGCGCCACCGAAGGCUCCGCUCGCGUCACUGCAGGCUACGGGGUCGCUGUUCGCUUGCUUUGCCUUGUCAAAGCUGGCCUCGCGUUCCAAAUUGUCGAGGACGCCCUCGCCUUCCUUGAUGAGCACUCCGCUCGCACGCCACCAACCUCUUCUGCACCUCUCAAUCCGCCAGUCUUGCGCGUACCCCCGGAGACUUGGGCAAACGUGCGCGCACACCUCAUUGCGCUCGGCGUCGAAGAGGCGGAACAGGAACUCUUGCGCGUCUUCAUUGACCAUCUGAAGAAGCAUGGGGAAUGUUUUGACCCGUCGGAAGUACCCUCAAGCUUUACUGAGGGAGAGCUGUGGUCGUCGGCAAACGAGGCCGGCGCGGAGCUACCCGACGACGUCGGCGAGUGGUUUCCUUCCGGUUGGGAGACAGGCGUCUUCCGUCUGGGAACUUACUUCGGCCUCGAGGUCGACCUCUCGCCCAUUCGGCCGCAAACACUCGUCGAAGGGUACGACACCGACUACACCCUGGAUUCGGCAGUCCUACUUCAGCUGCCAUCCGAGGACAACGGGAUCGAGAUUGAGACGCACACGGGCAUUGACCUUGUGAGCGGCUUCGGCUGCUUUGGGUUGCCAAAAAGCUUGCCUGUCGAUGCCGAUAAGUCCUUCAAGCCCCUGAUCAUGCAGUUCGAUCUGGACCCAGUUGAGAUCCGUCUCAGGCAGGCCAAACUCUCGACAGUCGCGUCGGUGAAAGAGGAGGCGGAAGAGCGCCUCUUCAAGCCGGACGACGACCACUACGCGACCUCCGGCCACUUCCCCUCCAUUCCGCGGGACAAAGUGGAACCAAAAUGGCUCAUUGUCUGCGUAACUAGUCUUCAGGCAUGA
Messenger RNA from Rhodotorula toruloides NP11, 873 nucleotides. RefSeq lists its product as uncharacterized. The transcript is spliced from 2 exons. Bases 1 to 873 code for a protein of 290 amino acids. NCBI's taxonomy places the organism in Eukaryota, Fungi, Basidiomycota, Microbotryomycetes, Sporidiobolales, Sporidiobolaceae. The record is from RefSeq and is a predicted model, not a curated record.